This is a messenger RNA of Scaptodrosophila lebanonensis, 4666 nucleotides long. RefSeq lists its product as uncharacterized. The transcript has 4 exons. The record is from RefSeq and is a predicted model, not a curated record. Gene Ontology annotation, molecular function: protein binding. Bases 168 to 4625 code for a protein of 1485 amino acids. NCBI's taxonomy places the organism in Eukaryota, Metazoa, Arthropoda, Insecta, Diptera, Drosophilidae.
GUCAUACGACGGCCGUGCAACCUACAUCAAAAACAACUAAAAUAAAAAUACAGACACACAAUGAGCACAGCUCAAUAAAAAGUUCUUCGAGUCGAGAAUUUGUUGUAGCCCUCCGACGACUAAAAAGCGAAUCAGCGACAAAGCGAACCAAAUUGCGAGUAUUUAUAAUGAAAAGUGAAAAGAAGGAAAACCCAGCAGCCACCGGCAAGGUGCCUAGCGACAAAGAAAAAGUAAGCAGGUUAGAGGCCAGGAGACGGGAACAACAGCAGAUCCAUCGACAACGCAUUCAACAGCGACAGAUCCAGCAGCAGAAGAGAACAGGCUUUAAAGACCCCAUCAGAGAUAGAAGGCAGACCCAAUACAAAGCAUGUGGCGAUGCCAAGGCGAAGCUUAUCACAGACCAAGGACUACACCUAGACGCAGAGUGCGGAUGUCGCCAGCAGCAGCUUCAGCGUCGGCAACAAUUGCAGUUAGCACAGGCUAUAGCUGAAGCCGAAGCUCUGAAACACAAUUCCCAAAAUAAUCAAAAAGUAAAUGUUAUUCAACGAGUGAAUGGGACUGGGACCGAGACCGAGAAUGAAGGUGUGCUGCGCGCGCAACUGGAGAGAAUAGCUCAGCUGCCACCAGACGAAUUCGCAACACAAUUCCGCAAUUGGAUGGACGAGGAGGACAUUGCUCGGGAGCUGCAUGCACAUUUGCGUGCAGAUCUGAUAGCCUCGUUUAACAACACCACACUGGGUCAGCACAUGCACAUGCUGAGACACGCCUUCGCUGUGAAAAACAAACAAGGACUGCUGCUCUCACCUCUUUCGCUUUCACUGUUCACGCUUGUCGCCGAAUUCCUGUACGCUCAAAAUUGUCAUUUUACGCUUUCCGUGUUCUGCAGUGAAACACCCUAUCGCCAAACGAUGCCCGAUUUUGAUGGCCGGAAUGGGUUUCGUUUUGGCGAUGUGGAGAUGCAGGAAGUACUGGCCGCCGUCAUGGGUUUCAAUACGGAGACGGAGCCGCUGGAAAAACUGCGGCAAUCAGUGCAGCACAACUAUCAGGAAUAUCAUCAGUCUAUGCUAUUUGCUUUGCUGAAAUCACUUGUCGAUAUUUAUCAUUUUAAGCAUCCGACUCCCCUAUCUGUAACGCAUAUCGGCACUAUGACCGAGAUAAACCAGGUGGACGCUCAAGUAGAGGCUGUAGUGGAGGUUAGUGUGUGCUGCCAGGAAACACAAACAGCACCUUUAACCUCUCUGCCUUGCGAGCCGGCUGAAGGUAGCAAUGGUCAGGCUGAGAACCUUGUUUUGGAUGCCGAUGGUCGCACUGUGCUCUGUGGACCACGCGUUACGCAAUCGGUGCAUCAUGUCCAAAACCAUUUGACCUCUCUGGUGGGGGAGAUAAACAAACUCGCUAAAUGCUGUUUUCCACCCGUAGAGGUCAUUAGCCGUGCCAACUUCAACCGCCUUAUGGAGGAAGAGCUACGAGAGCGAGAGCGCCUAUAUCGCCUAGGUAAGAAGCUGCCAGAGGCGGAGUUGGCGCUGCCGUCCAAUAUAGCGCCAGCGAAGCCUGUCAUCCCUCCCGCCAUCGGUGGUUACGUGCAGUCUCCAGCGGGUCCCAUCAAGGUCCCAGCACAGGCGGUCAAUGUGCCUCGGCUACCCAAUCUACAUGCUGAGCAGGUUGCGACGCUGGUUAUGGUGCGUCAGCUUUACAAUCAACAACAGAGACAAUUACGAAAUCCACCCACCAAAAUAUGUACAGCACUGGAUAAAGUGGAGCUACUGAUCGUGGAGGUGUCCACAUGUCUGCAAGCGCUUAAUAAUGUGCUAAACCUAGCCAUGGAACAGGAGCAUGAAGUGGGCCUCAACAAAGGCUUUAAGGCGGGAUACAAGGAGGGUUUUGCCCAUGGCCAUUAUAUGGGUGAGCAGGAGGGACGACAACUGGCAGAGAAAAACUUAGCACCAAAGCCAAAGCCACUCACCAGUGAGGCGGCUGUGCAGGCAAACACGAAGCCGAAAGUGAACAGAGUGCGGGUGCAAGCAAUUAAGUGUCAUGUGGGCACAAGCAUGGAGAGUAUUAAGAUGCAGAUGGUACACACUCAAACAGAACCAGAGCCUCCACCACCAUCGCCGAAGGAGAAGACCUACGAGGAAUGGAUCUACGAGAUGCUUAACACUACUAGUGGCCAAAUGUUUCUGGAGCGCGUUGAAUUAUCGUUGAAUAAGGCACUUGAGCUGCAAAAACAGCGGUUGGACCAGCUUUAUGAUAUCAAAUUGCGCCAUCAAAGCGAGAUGCUUCGACUGGGUCAGCGGCAGGUCUCAUGGCGUGCCUUGUGCCGACGAGUCGAACGCGACUCCUCCGGUGAGGCGCGUGAUUUGGUACAUAAAAUCUCCCGUUUGCUUGAGCAUUACGAGGUUCAUCAGAAAAAUUUGAGUAACAAAAUGCAAGCCACAGAAGAAGCGGCACAGCGAGCGGCACGGGUACAGCCCUUGUGGGAUCAGUCUGUCUUGUCAACGGCCCCUCCGACGUCGGCGGCUAGUUCUACUACUGUGACUAGUGCAGCCACAACGCCACGACCGACAAUAAAGCCGCCCGGAAAACAUUUUUGGAGUCAUCAAGAACACAUGCAACCACCACCCCAGCUAACAAAACAAUCAUCUUUGUAUCAAGCAUCUCAAUACCAAGCAUCUCAAUAUCAAGCACCGCAAUAUCAAACACCGCAGUAUCAAAUUCCUCAAUAUCGAACCCCUCAGCCCCAAGCACCUCAACACCAAGCACUUCAACCCCAAGUACCUCAACCCCAAGCAUCGCAACCUCUAAACCUUCAACCUCAAGGGCUAGUACAGCCUCAAGGGCUAGUACAGCCUCAAGGGCUAGUAAUGCCUCAAGGGCUAGUACAGCCUCAAGGGCUAGUACAGCCUCAAGGGCUAGUACAGCCUCAGGGAUCAGGACAGCCCCAGGAAUCACUGCCAGCUCAAGAGCUCCCGCCACUUUAUGUGCAACCUCAAGCAGCACCGCAGCCUGAAGUAAUACCUCAACCUCAAGUAGCACCGCAACAUCAAACUCCACCGCAGCAUCAAGCGCCACUGGAACCUCAACCGGCGGCGCGUUCUCAAGCACCAUCUGCUUCACCUUCAGUAGUCGCCACCCAGACCACCAUGGGGUCCUCCAAGCCCUUGAUGCACACGGUGGCGACGAACACAAUGCACUCCUUGCAAGUUUCUCGUGAUCAGAAGAAAGUUGAGGGUCACACCAGCUUCGAAGAUGUGCUGCUUAGCGCUAAAAACCGUAUGCUGGAGUUGGAGCAGGAAAGCAAUCUGCUGGAGGAGAGCUUUUUCAGUUAUUUAGAACAUGCCCAUGAUGAGAAGCAAGAGGCUACUAAGCGAACUACCGCACAAUGUGAACAACUCAACGAGACACUGAUCAGCUUUCGGCAAUGGCAUCGUCGCAUUCGAAGUAACGACAACGUUGAUGACGAAGUCAGGAAGAUUGAAAAGCGGGUGAAGACACUGCAACGGGAUCGUGAGCUGCUAGCUGGGCAGACAUCCCAAAACAGUGGCUCUGAACAGGAAGAGAACAGCUAUCACUUUACCAAUGCCAUUGCUGAGGCACGAAGUAAGCUUCUAGCGGAGCUUAAUGGAUGGCCGGAUAAGGAUGAGAAGGAACAAAGCCUGAUUAGUGCCGGGAAUUCCUGCUCUAUGGGCAAGCUAGGGCUGUCCGAGCUGCCAAGCUUGCCGAUAGAGCAGCAGCACUCCGGCUUAAUAAAGAAGUUUAAGCUGCCCGAAUUGCCAGAGUUGCCAAUAGAGCAGCGGAAACGCGUGGAUCGAAUAGAAGCAAGCUUUGGAAGUACUGUGGUAUCUACUAAUGUCAGACCACAUCUUCUCACCCCAUUAGAGAUGAGCACCGCUACAACGCCGACAAGCAGCGACCAUGAUAUAAGUCGCCUGAUGCAGCGCAUCCAGUUUGCUAUCAAUCGGUGUAGGCCGCCCGAGCAAAUCAGUGAUAUGCCCUCUGCAAUAGAUCCUAGUGACGUAAGCUUCAGUCUUUCGAGCAAUGGCGGCGACGGCGGUGGCACUUGCAGCGAUUCACUGGACAUUUUGGAUGCAACACGUCCGCGGCAUUCGGAGAAGAGCAGCGGAGAUGUGGCUCAACUGUCAGCGCCAGAAACUACAUCCAUCAGCAGCAAAUUGCAACGCUCCAUGGCCAAAAUGCAAGUGCUGUUCUCUAGCCCAGACCCGAUAGAGAAGCAACCGAUUACAAAAGCGCCACGCCCUGCCAGUGCCCCAUCGGGCAAAAUGGAAAUUAUGCGACUGGAAAGACGACCCCACACGGCGCCAGCAAUGAUUAGCACAAGCUUAAUCGCAUCUACUUCACCAAUAUGCCAAAAGUCACCGAAUUUCGCUACGCGGGAAAUUUACCCGACUGUCGGCGACAUAAAUGGAAGCAGUCCUAGCCAUAGCAGCAAAUCGAACUGCCAAGGAAGCCCAUCGAGCCGUGAGUUGCGUGCUUCCUACGCACGCCUGCUGAGCACCUCUGUAAUCAACACUGAGCCGCCACAACCGUUGGUGUCCAGUCUCAGCCCUCCGACUAGCCCGGAAGGGUCUUAUAGUAGUCAAGAUUUCUGGAAGCGACUUAGAAUGUGACAUCGCUUGCACACAAUAAAGAACCAUAUUAUAUUUUCUAA